Molecule: messenger RNA, 1149 nt
Organism: Aspergillus calidoustus
Lineage: Eukaryota; Fungi; Ascomycota; Eurotiomycetes; Eurotiales; Aspergillaceae
Source: the annotation of a GenBank genome assembly
AUGUCCAACCUUUUCAACACGCAAGAUGAAAAUUGGCACAACCAGAAUAUCUUACCAAUCCGCAACUUGUGGCGGAUGACCAAAGUACUAGAAUAUGAGCCGUUGAUCGAUGAGACGUUGAAGGAGUUUGUGGACAAACUUAGCGCCAAGUUUGGUGGAGGCCAGGUUUGCCCUGCUGAUGAAUGGAUUGGAUAUGUUGCUUGGGAUGUGACUGCGAACAUCAGUUUCGGACGGCACUAUGGGUUCAUUGACCAGGAGAAAGAUGUGAAUAGCUUAAUCACGGACUCGACCAUGGGUCUUGAAUAUUUUGCCCCCGUUUCUCAAACUCCUUGGGUUGAUCAUCUCCUAGACAAGAACUCGAUUCUUCGCAUUGGCCCUAAACCCACCCUCACAGGCGUGCUCUACGCCUUCAAGGUCAAAGCCGGCACUGUGGACCACACUCUGGAUAAAUAUGUUCAACUCAAGGAGACCUACCCUGACAUGGUCAAUGACGUCCAAAUCGUCAACUGGCUUAUGCUGAGUAUCCUUGCGGGGGGAGAUACCACCUCUGCCACAAUGCACGCUGCUGUCUACUACUUGGCCAAGAACACAGACGCGUAUCAGAAGCUAGUCUCAGAGCUUUCGUCUACUUCGCUGGACUUACCCGCUCAAUGGAAAGACAUCCGUGACUUGCCCUAUCUGGAUGGGGUCAUCCGCCAAAGCAUGCGCCUUAACCCGGGAAUCGCCAUGGUCUUCGAGUGCGUCCCACCGGAAGCCGGCUUUACGUUGCCUGACGGUCGGUAUAUUCUAGCGGGAACCAAGGUGGGCAUCAACCCUGGUGUCACGAGCCGGGAUUACGCCAUCUUCGGUGAAGAUGCGGAUGACUUCCGGCCAGAUCGCUGGUUGAGACGAGAUUAUGAGACUGCUGAGCAGUACGAAGAGCGCCAUAGGCGUAUGAAUGACACAUGUGACUUUGUGUUUGGAGGAGGCGGACGCAUCUGCAUGGGCCGGUACCUCGCCGUGUUGGAGAUCACGAAAUUGAUCGCAACUCUUUAUAGCACCUUUGACCUCCGCCUAGUUGAUCCCAAACACGAGUGGACGUAUCGAAAUGCUUGGUUCGUUUACCAGAGUAACAUGCCUAUGACCAUCACUCGUCGUGACCAGAUUUGA